Messenger RNA from Acanthochromis polyacanthus (spiny chromis), 4731 nucleotides. RefSeq lists its product as uncharacterized. Lineage: Eukaryota; Metazoa; Chordata; Actinopteri; Pomacentridae. The coding region runs from base 3236 to 4558 and encodes 440 amino acids. The record is from RefSeq and is a predicted model, not a curated record. The transcript has 6 exons.
CCAGAUGUUCCUCUUGGAUCUGCUCAGCUUUGCCAGGAACUCCUGAGCCUUGGAUGAAGGGACUGCAACAGAGGACAUUGAUGGGGCAGUUCCAGCUCCUGCCACUGGAUGGAAGCACAACGAGGUGACUUUUGUAAAUCUGCAGCGGAGAAUGAAACGGAAGGAAAUAAGACAUGAAGCGCAGACGGAACGUUUCUGACACCAUGAAGGAAUUCAUUCCAACUAAACCUUCCUCUGACGUCUGGUUUGAUCUCACCGGUCCAAAUGUACCGACCACUGAGCUGGAACGAUCAGCAAAACGUCGUGAUAUGUGAGCACAAAGACUCGGAUUCAGAGUGCUGGUAAAUACACAGUGAUGGUCGACUAUGAGAAAGGUGAAGAGCUCUCAGUAAAGAGUGGAGACAUGGUGCAGCUGGUCAAGGAGGGCGACGACGCACAAUGGUUUGUACGAAACCUGAACACAUCUAAGGAGGGCUGGAUCGCUGCUGCUCAUCUCAUCACCCUCAUCGGGAAGUCCAAGUCUUGUCAGUCUCUCACCAGCUCAGAAGGCAGCGGCUCUGGAAACCUCAGCACAUCAUCCAGCUGCAGUGAAACCUACACAAGCUUCUCUGACAUCAAACCCUGAACUCUUCUGCACUUUCUCUGUCAUCCUGAACGCUCGCGUCACGUCGCUCUCUGUGCUGUAUUGCCAACAUCAUACGAAUAUUUUCCACAGAAGGCUGUAUUUUUCCAUUAUUUUUAUCACGCACAAGCACCCUAGACAAAGACAAUGGCACGUUUAGCUGCUGAUGCAUAACAGAUGUACACGUUACAUGAAGUAGUUUCACAGGAUAGUCGAGGGAUCCUCCUCUAGUCACAAACGUGUCUGUUUAUUUUUAUGAAGACAGACGAUCGUAUUGUAAUAGAUGUAUGAAUGGGCCAGCAGGACUGAUCUCAGUUGAUGCAUCUGUUUGUGUUCAGCGGGUUAAUAUCAGCGAUCGUGUGUCAAUGACGGCUGUGUGUGUUCAUCUGUGCUAAUUUACCCAGAAAUUUGUUUUUCAGCUGUUACUGUACAUAAAAAAGAGGGACAGAGAUGAAUAUGUACGGCUUGUUUAGCUCAACUGAAUGUUUUCUGAGAUGUUUUCCUCUGCUUUUCUCCCUUUACAGGUUUAUUUAUUUGCAGGAAACACCCACAUAUGUUCAGUUACUUGUAAUUUCCUUGCUGUAUUUUUACUCUCCUCCUGUUUGUCUGUCUGUCGUCAACCUGCUGUUAGGAACCUGAUCUGCCACCUGUCCAAACUUUGUGUCCCUUCAUGUCUCCGACGGCCUCGUGGUCUAACUCUUUAUGGGUCUUCACAUACUAUGCUACAGUUUACAGAUGUCUCUCAGUGUGAAUAAUCAGAGAUCACUGUAUAGCGCUAACUUAUUCCCUGCAGAGGGAUCGUGUUCUGAAUGUAGAUAUUGUUCAUUAAUAUCCGUCUGUCAUGAAAUGUUUGUUAAUGGAGAUGCUAUAUUGUACAGUAAGUAUGGUGAUGUCACUACUUUGUGACUUGUCAAAGUUUUUUACGUAAACGACUUGCGAUAAGGGCUGCACAGUGGAAUAAGUGGUUAGCACUUUGGCCUUGCAGCAAGAAGAUCCUGGUUCAAAUCUCGGCCUGGGAUCUUUCUGCAUGUAGUCUGCAUGUUCUCCCUGUGCAUGCGUGGGUUUUCUCCGGGUACUCCGGCUUCCUCCCACAGUCCAAAAACAUGCUGAGGUUAAUUGGUUAUUCUAAAUUGUCCGUAGGUGUGAAUGUGAGUGUGAUUGUGUGUCUGUAUAUGUAGCCCUGUGACAGACUGGUGACCUGUCCAGGGUGUCCCCUGCCUUCACCUGAGUCAGCUGGGAUAGACUCCAGCACCCCCCAUGACCCUAGUGAGGAUAAAGCGAUGUAUAGAGAAUGGAUGGACUUGUGAUAAUUGAGUCACAGUCUCACUGCUCGCUGUUUCUAAUUUACAACUCCUUUGUGUUGUUUCUUUUGUUUUACUGAAUCCUCUGAUGCAUUUAUGUCAUAGACUGUAUAUAAAGAUGGAUGUAGCAUCUGGCUCCAAAAUUGAAGCCCACUCGGAAGUGUCAAAAACUUGCAAUAUCACGCCGUCUGCUAGGGUUGGCUCCAAAAAGCUUUUUCUCCAUAGACCCCCAUUCAUUUUUGGAAAAAAUAAAACUUGAUAGACUGAUGUUCUACAGCUCAGGAUUUUUUUCCCGUUAGUUUUCAUGGUCAAAAUGAGAGAUCAGGUGGCCGAUCUUAAAAUAAAUCAAUACUGAAUUUUAAAUAAAUCGUUAAAGUUGGCGGAGCCAGGGGGCGUGGCUACACUUGAUAGACAGCAACAGAAGCCUCUGCGGUAAAAUGUGGGCGGGAUAAGAGAGUCUUCAGCCAAUCCUGCUCCUAGUUGCUCUCUGGUCCAGCCUGUUUGAUGACGCUUUUUACGUCACUGGCUCCAAAAAAUCCAAAAUGGCGACCAGGAAGUAGCAAAAUCCGGGCUUCAUUUUCUCGGCGUUGAAACCAACGGGUGACGUCACGGUUAGUUCAUGCCUGAUUUAUGUGCACAGAUUUUACGAAGACAAGCAAAUGAGGCCUCUCAGAGAUAGCGUUCGGGAACGGACGUCAUACCGCGGUGGAUUAUGGGAUGCGCCCGCCAUGUUUGUGGCCUGGAAAUGUAAACAGCCGAACAGCGUCGUCCGUGGAAUAGAUCGUUUAUGUCCAAAAAAUGGACCGAAAGAGAGGCAAAUGCCCUAUUAUCUACAGGGAAAAACUGAACAACGAAGCCAAGCAAAGAUACAUGGAAAAAAUUGGAUUAAUUGGUGGGAUAGAUCCAUACGAGCACCAAAGCUGGUCCAGUGACUAUGACCUUCUGCCUAACAUCACUUUCCCAGAUAUUUUCGCCUAUCUGGUUUGUGGAACAAGUGUCUACACAGCUCAACAGUUUAAAAGUUAUAAAUCGUUAAAAGCUCACCAACUAUUCACCAGCGGAUGGGUCCAGGAUUUACAGAUUUUCCGCGUGAACAAAGAAAAAACUUUAAUUCGUUUGAAGGAUGAAUGAACCACCGCUGCAGCCAUGGGUCAUCAUCAGCUCCAGUGGCCAAGUGGACUGUGCACACUGCACUUGCAUGGCUGGCAUUGCUGAAUCAUGUACGCAUAUGGGAGCACUACUGUUUAAACUGGAGGCGGCCGUGAGGAUUAGAGGAACCAAGACUGUCACUGAUGUUCCAGCAUAAUGGGUAAUGCCUGGUAAUGUGCAAAAGAUUCAUAGAGAGGUAGCUCACAAGAUAGACUUUUCUACUGCUGCAGCUAAAAAAAGACAAUUUGAUGAUAGUGUUGGAGGAGUUAAGAUGCCUGGAAUUCGCACACAUGCUGGCACAGUCCAUCCUUGUAAGCACAGCCCCACACUUUUAGACCUUCAGCCUCUCCUUGCCAUCUUGAACUCUGACACCAAAGCUGUUUGUUUGAGUGGGAUGGAAGACUACUAUGAACAAGAUGUAGACCCUGUCCAACCACAAAUGCAACCAAAAUCUUUGCUGUGUCUAAGAGAUACAAGUAAGGAAGACUGUGAGUUAUCAGUGCUCAAGCAGCAUUGUGAAGGGCUCGUACCCAUGACAGCAGCAUCAGAGAGUCAGGCAGCCUUGAUAGAAGGCAAAACCAGACUUCAACAUCUCUGUAAAUCUUGGUAUUCAUUGAGAGCUGGAAGAAUAACUGCUUCUAAUAUCCAUGUUGUUAUUUCAUCAAACCUCUCCACAUCAGCAAUUUCCACCAUCAACAGAGUUUGUCACCCUCAAAAAAAAGCACACACGCCAGCCACCAAAUGGGGAGUUGAUCAUGAAGACACAGCAAGACAGGUGUACCUCUGUAAUGUUGGGCCAAAGCAUAUCAAUUUCAGAGUUCAGCAGUGUGGAUUUAUUAUCAACCCAUCCUUUGCAGAAGUUGGAGCAUCACCAGACGGCCUCAUUGACUGCUCUUGCUGUGGCAAAGGCUCUCUGGAGAUAAAGUGUCCAAUUUUGUACAGAAAUGAAUCAAUCCAGCAAGCUUGUAAAGAAGACAGACAGUUUUGUCUCAGUUUAACAGAUGGUAUUGUAGCACUAAAGCAUGGACAUCCUUACUACAGCCAGAUUCAAACCCAAAUCCAUGUCACAAAAUCUGAGUAUUGUGACUUGGUAGUGUGGACUUUAAAAGACUUUGUUGUUGUUGGACUGUUCCCUGAUCACACCCACUGGAGAAACAUUUUGGUGAAAGCACAGAACUUCUUCCAAAAAGUCUGUCUGCCAGAGCUAGUUGCCUGUUAUUUUACGAAAGCACACAGCGCAGCACAUGAACAGCAACCUCUGAAGGACAUCACACAAGUAUUGAACACAAACACCAGAAAGAAAAGGAAACGAGAGACUGCUGCUAAAGUAUGGUGCUUGUGCCAAGGCCCGGAGUCACUGGAUGACAUGGUUGCAUGUGACAAUGAAAACUGUAAAAUCCAGUGGUUCCAUUAUCGAUGUGUGGGGCUUAGAAAGGCGCCUUCAACUAGUGAAGAAUGGUUCUGUCCAGACUGCAAACACAGCUAGGGGUGCAAACUUCUGUUUCAACUCUGAUUUAAAUUAACCAGACUGUUCUAUGCUCUUCAAUUCCGUAUUUCCUAUUGUCAGUGAGAGCACUUGAACGUUUAGCACUACAAUGCAUUUUGACAGAAUACAACAGAAAAUGAUUAUGAACAAAAUAAAAUGUUUAUUAGAAAACA